Molecule: messenger RNA, 1375 nt
Organism: Botrytis cinerea B05.10
Lineage: Eukaryota; Fungi; Ascomycota; Leotiomycetes; Helotiales; Sclerotiniaceae
Exons: 3
Coding region: 119-721 (200 amino acids)
Source: RefSeq, a predicted model, not a curated record
GUCUCCGAUUGAUCAGCAUGCAGUGACAUGAUGAAACUGGGAGGCAAACUAGGAAGUUUAUAUAUUGAUGAUGUACACCAUGCAAAUUUUAUUUCCUUAUGCGCUCAGAAUAUUCAUCAUGUUUCGCUUUACUACUACAAUCACACUGGCUAUUCUCUACCUAAGCGCACCAUCACUUUCGAGACCUAUCCCUAGAACCGAGAAAGGAGAACUUAUUAAUAUCGGUAUUCAACUCAUACCGGGACUAGACAUAGGAGUAAAUGUUGGUCGUGGUGAUAAUAUUGUGGAUGUGAACCUCAAAUCCAUGCACCUGCCCUCAAUUCCUUGUACCAACACCCAGAAAUCGAUUGCAACAGCAGGUGUGGAGUUGCCAUUGAUAGACAGAAAUAUGAAAAUCAAACGCGUGGACCCGCCAACUUUGCCGAGUACUGCUGGACCUGUGAUAGCCAUAGAUUUGUCCAUCCCAAGUUUGUCGAGCACCUCACCGCCAACAUCAACUAGCACAUCAGAUUUCGUCGGUUCCAUUACAGCUAAAGAUUCGUCGAUUCCUAAGUCUUCAAUUGCUAGCAAAUCUACCUCGGCAAAUAUCUACUCAAGACGGCUCCACACACAUCAUCGCCAUACAGUAUACAUCUGUACAUCCUCAUCCGUUGCCAGCUCAGACCUUAUUCAAGAGAUUAGAAACAACAAAGUCAUUGACAAUCAACUCGCACACAGCUAAAUCAAUGGUCACCUCGAUCUCACCUUCGCAAACAAGAUUCCCCAUAGUACCAGUUGACUCUAUUUCAUGAGGAAAGACUACUUUGGUGACAAAGGCUUCAGGAAGCUUAUCGAUUGGGAGGGCUACUUGGCAUCCGCCCGCAGAGACUUUAUAUCCUCUUGUGGUUGAGCGUGGAGCACCGAAUAAAGGUUGGAAGAGAACAACUAGGUGGCAUCCAUCUGUCGAAAGUUCGUAUCCUCCUGUAGCUGAUCGCGGGUUUUCAAACGAGGACCGUUGAAUUGACGGAUAAUCAUUAGAUGAGUUUUACGUCCUGGCACACCUGUCUAACUUAUGCCAAGUGUGUAUCAUUUUUACUUUUACUUGUCGCGCCUGGUGCCUGCAGUCACCAAAUCUAGAUAGUCGAUCCUUAUUAUACAAAAAGCUGUAGGUGACGGCCAGCAGCCGUUGUGGUGUCAAUAAAAAUAUAUUAGUUCUUCUCUGCAAGUUUGCACCACAGAUCUAUGUCAAACAAUCUUCUGUCAUCAAAACAGAUUUUUGUAUUCAAUACUAUUUGGUAAUUCCGAAUCUUGAAAGAGCCUUUGUAUGUAGUCAUUCAUACACAAAAACUCCAACACUAUAUGCGUGGCAAUGUUCCUCUUAACUACUCAUUAAACA